AUGCCUUUGCUGGAAGAGUUCGCAGUCAGCAUCAUGCUGCAAAACCCUGGGUUGGAGCCUGCACUAGCCGACCGUUUUGCAAAGGAACAGGUUUACCGUUUCAAAAGGCUGACAAAGGCGGCAAUAGAUCAUGCCGAGGCUGUUAUCAACAAGACUUGCUCAGCGGGAAGACUUUGUUUCGCACAGGGAGGUGAAGCCGUAAUGCUUGCCUCAAGCAAUGGGCUUCAUGAAUCUGAGGGUGUGCUUACCCAGUCUCAGACCACCAGGCACGGUGCACUAGUGACCCCGGCCCAGUUCCCCCUAGAUGUUCCCAUGCCGCCCGUGAAGGGACUUCCGGCUGAGUUUGAGUGCCCCAUAUGUUUCAAGGUGAAGAGGUUUUACAAUCCUUCGCACUGGACUGAGCAUGUCUACGAAGACAUCCAACCAUUCACCUGUACCUUCCCAGACUGCAGCAACAUCAAGACAUUCAAACGAAAAGUAGACUGGAUCAGGCAUGAGAAUGAAUGGCACCGGAAGCUUGAAUGGUGGCUUUGCCCUUUUCCAGAUUGUCAUCACACAUGCUAUCGCAAGGACAAUUUUGUACAGCAUCUUGUCCGGGAGCACAAGGUGCGUUCGCCAAAGCGGAAGGUGCCAAACAUAGAAGAUGGAGGUUCCAUCAGUCCACAAGACCCAUUUGCGCCAGAUGCACAGGACCAAAACAUUCAUGAGGAAGAAAGUAAGCGGCUGUGGGAAUUAGUGGAAAAAUGUCACUGUGAAACCCAGAGAGCUUCAGAUGAGGAACCCUGCCGGUUCUGCGGAAAGAUCUGCGCCAGCUGGGGGAAGCUCAGUGAUCAUCUGGCCGACCACCUGGUGCAGCUAGCUCUGCUUGUUCUGGCACUACUGAAGGAGAAUUCCGAGCUGGAGAUAGGACUUACGAAUCAACAAGAACAUCCAUCUUCAGACUCUAACAAAGAUCCCAACAUAUAUCACAAUCAAGGAUAUCUCAAUCUGGACCAGCGCCACCUCCAGUUUGGCAUCGACUCCAGAUUGGGCCUCAAUGCCCUUGAAAAAUGGCCUCAUUUUCCCGAUUCAUCCCAUGAGAGCGCCCUAGUUCACCACACUCCACCAUCCUUCACAACCGGAACAGUCGCGGAUUCUGGCUACGCAUCAACCAAACACGAAAGAUCCAGAAAAGCGCGAUCCCAAGCGUUUGCAAGUCCUUUGGGAGUGUCGAAUGGCCAGUUCACCCUAUCUCACGACCCAUUGGCUCCAUCAGCUAGUGACGACGUAAAUUCGGAAAACUCGAAGGCCACCGAAUCGAUCGAGCUCGGGAGUAUCUACUCAGAAAUAUCGGGGGUCUCGGCUGAUAGAAAGGAAAUUUUCAUAUCAGAGCUAGCGGAAGAGCUUGCGAAUGUUAUACAACCGUACCAACCCAGCGAGGACGCCAGGCAGAGGAUAUCACAGCUGCUUCCCGAACUCCUGAGAGGGUUUGCUUUCCGGUUUGGACGCAAUGCAUCAAGCCAAAUGCACCGGGAUGUAAUGGUAUUUAUUCACAAGCAUCGAAGAGACGUAACAACAUCUCUCAUAGAGCGAUUCUCGGAGACCUAUGGCGCAAACACUGACGGACGAUACGGCGAGAAAAUGCCACUCCUUGAACUCAUGGCUCUUUGGGACAGUAAGGUAGAUACAGAUGUGGACAGAAUCCCGGAUGAAUGUCGCGAAGCUCCAGAUGAAAACGAAGGAAACGAAGAAGACGACGCGAAUUACAUGGAUGAGAACUACAAUAUAGCCGAGUCGGCAGAUCUGAUAGCCUACAAAAAGGCCAUUCUCAAUGCGCCGGCUUUCCAGACCCUUGCCGCAAGCUUACAGAGAGAGUGCCUGCUGGUCUCGCCAGACCAAAACACUAUGCAGGAGAUCAGCCAGAGACUCCUUGAUGGCCUUCAGCAAAACCCGCGGAUCAGCCGAAGGAAAUCUGCGGACACGUUCAAGGCAAAAUGCACCCCAGCAGAAGCUCUUAAGACGGCGAUAACCCUGACGGGAUCGAGCAGGGCUGCACAGGCUGCGACCUGUGGACGGUAUCUGUCCCAAGCAUGGCCAUCAACCGGGCAGCAAAUGAUCGACCUGGUCAAGGCCUUGGUCCAGAGCGGUCUCGGCGUUCCACGAUCGGAUGUUCUCUUGGACGGGACUGAGAUGAUUGGAGAGCUACAGCUAUCGAGCGGAGGUUCGUCAAAGUUGUUGUAUGUCGAGGUCCUAGGCACAGCACAUUCCAUUGUAGACACCAUCCAACUGCUUGCGUGGCUGGGAGCUGCCCUGCGGGUAUCCCCAAUCGAGACAGGAGUCGCUUACUGCAGGCCAAUUGUCCAAGGGAACUGGAUACUUGAAGACGGAUCCCAGACUGGAUGGGCAGCAGAGCUUCUUUGCAAGAUCGAAUAUACAAUUCGUGCGGAAUAUGGCUAUCCAGCACUUGCUAAUGGCCAGUGUUGGCACCAUCUAUUCCGAAAUCCAGUCAUAGUUGAGGGAUAUCCCAUCCUGAGACGGCCAGACUUUGCAGCAGAUGCUGGUCUGGAGAUCCCACUUAACAUGAUGGCGGGGCUCGCUCAAGCCUAUCGUAUAAGCACAUUCAACGGCAGGACGCUCCUCAAAGGAUGGUCGACUAUGCUUGUGCCCACAAAACAAGAUAACGACAUGGUGCUAUGGCAUCUGAUAUACCAUCCAAAUGGUGAUCGAAUAUCCUAUCAGGACUGUGAGACCUUCUUGCCCAUUGACACAUGCAUUCCGGAACUGGAGAAGGUACGACAUGUCCUGGGUUGGUGUUCUGAGAUGCGGUUCUUUGGAGGAGCAGCAGAUGCCAGCUACAACGUGCGGCCGUCCAGGCUCCCGGCAACAUCUAAAGGCUGCAUGCUCGACCAAGUGCACAUUUCAAGCGGACACACGAUAUCUGGUGGCCAUCCAUUUAGCAUUGGCUACAAGGACAUACCGCUACAUAUAUCCAGGCAUGGCUAUAUCCGUAAGCUCAAGUGGAUCGCGCAAAGGUUCGUCCUGCUCUGGGACGAAGGUGACAAAAGAGGCUGGCUGGUCAAAGGGACCAGUGCUCUGUUACACCUCGUUCGGGCAGCCAUGGACCAGGCCAGUGCCGAUGAUUUUAAAUCCUAUCUGCUCUUCAGUCCCGACCAACUGCAGGAAUCACGCCAUCGCCAUAAGCCUGCUGCGGCCAUCGACGUUCUAAUGGAUCCGAGAAACCGGGCGCUGAAAGUGUAUCAGGAGAAGGAUGAUUAUAUCCGCUUUGAAAACCAGGUGGAGCGUUUCUAUGACCUUCUCGAGAAGAUCAUUGACCACCAACAAGAUGCUGUGGAAAACAGCAGACGGCAAGGCACCACCGUGCCCCGGGCUUACCUAGAAGGCUGGGACUUCCACGAGCUGGCGGCUGAGGUCGAUCCUGUGCGCGCUCGUGUGGCGAUUCUUGAUUCAAUCGGUAAAUCCUGGGUCGACUUCACCCGCUCACUCAACGCCGUUACCCUAUGUGGACGCGGGUUCGGUGAUAUUAUCAAACCAACAGAGGGUUGCUCGCAGUGGGCAAGAUUGCCCAAAGGGAGGUACUAUCUCGCCGCAUGUAUGUCUGACCUGAAGAGUAUCAUGGAUAAACAAGGCGAUCCGGACUCAAUUCCCAUGAAACUAGUCGAUGACAUCCUCUGGUACAACAAUGACUCAUCGUUUGUGCCUUGUCGAUGCAAUGGCGAAGAUGACCAGCCGCAUUCCGAUUUUGCGCAGGUACUGUUGCCUUCCACAAUGGCUCGUGAUAUGCUGCAGGACAUGUCGCGAGCGGCUGAUUUGAACAAUGGCGGCGCUGUCAUCUUUGGCCAGAAUAGGAAUCGCAGGUGGUUUUGGGGCGACACAGGAGAGCCCUCAAGAAAGGCUCAGGAAGUCAAACCGCCGGACGAAGGUUCUCUGUCCCCGUCCUACGACGACAGUGGUAUCGGACAAAGUGUGCGAUCCUCAACCGCAAAAGUCGGCGCAAGCAUGGUAAGUGGCCCUCAGCAGUGCCCAUUGGAUGAAUCCUCCGCCGCUACACACUCAGGAAGUAUCAGUUCAAGAAACACUGGAGCCUUGAGUAUCACCAGUCUUCAUGAAAGGAUACGCGAAACUGUCCCGGAAGACUACAAAGUGGGGAUUUUAUGCGCAUUAUACCUGGAGCUGAUGGCAGUGCGAGCUUUGUUUGACAGCAAACACGAAGCUCUAACCAUCACUGACAACGACCCUAACUACUAUGCACUUGGACAAAUUGGGCCGCAUAACGUAGUCGCCGCAUGCUUACCAGACGGGGGCUACGGCACCAACUCAGCCACGAGAGUGGCCUCGAAUAUGAAGCGUACUUUUCCUGAGAUCAAGUUCUGUUUGCUCGUUGGUAUCGGCGGUGGAGCGCCGUCAACAGAAAACGACGUCAGGCUGGGCGACGUCGUCGUCAGCAGACCCUCGGGUACAUCUGGAGGAGUACUGAACUACGAGCUUGGGAAGGCGAUAGGAAAGGGGGUGUUUCAACUACACGGAUGCCUGCCGCCCGCUCCAGAGCAGCUGAUGUGUGCCAUCAGCGACCUGCGAUCCGACCCAAAACUUCCAUCGACACCGUUGCAGCCGUAUCUGGAUGAGAUUGCGUCGUGGAACCCUGAAUACCAGCACCCUGGUGCCGAAAACGACAGGCUAUUUGCCUCCGACUACAUUCACUCUACACAGAGCAGAGAUUGCAAAACGUGUGAUGCGAGAUGGGAGGUGAACAGAUCCCAACGACUGUCGACUCAUCCGAAAAUCCACUAUGGAUUGAUUGCCUCCGGAAACAAGGUCGUGCGAGACGCGGGUAUGAGGGACAGCCUAGCAAAGGAGUACAACGUUUUCUGUUUCGAGAUGGAAGCAGCAGGGGUCUUGCUGACCUUCCCCUGCCUAGUUAUCCGAGGCAUCUGCGACUACGCAGAUUCGCACAAGAACAAGAAAUGGCAGGAAUAUGCGGCUGCCGCGGCCGCGGCGUAUGCGAAACUGCUACUCUCGCGGGUGAGGGCAACAUUGGGUCAAUCGGAGGUCCGAGAUACUAUCGCCGCUAGGUCUGCUUCAGAAUGUCGCCCAUCCAAGCGGAUGCGGACUGGUUCCUCGGGGGAUAUGCAACGAUCUUGGGGACUGAAGAGGAAUCAGAUCUCCCGCUAG
Molecule: messenger RNA, 5169 nt
Organism: Aspergillus clavatus NRRL 1
Lineage: Eukaryota; Fungi; Ascomycota; Eurotiomycetes; Eurotiales; Aspergillaceae
Product: Pfs domain protein
Exons: 3
Coding region: 1-5169 (1722 amino acids)
Biological process (GO): nucleoside metabolic process
Molecular function (GO): catalytic activity
Source: RefSeq, a predicted model, not a curated record